Rhizophagus irregularis DAOM 181602=DAOM 197198 is the source of this 669-nucleotide messenger RNA. RefSeq lists its product as uncharacterized. Lineage: Eukaryota; Fungi; Glomeromycota; Glomeromycetes; Glomerales; Glomeraceae. The record is from RefSeq and is a predicted model, not a curated record.
AUUACUUUGAAUUAAUAUUCACCUCUGAACAUUCAUCAAAGAAAUCAUGAAACAACAUCUUAUUUUUCUCGUCGCUUUAUUGACUACACUUUCAAUGGUCAAUGCUAUUCCAUACUAUCAACUCGAUAAAAGAGCUACUACGUUCGGUCCAUGUUUUACGGGAUCUCCAUUUCCAAUUACUGUAUCGCUACAACCUGAUCCUCCUGUUCCUGGACAAAAUUGUAUUUUUACCGUUACUGGAACUGUAGAUAGUGGUAUUAACCCGGGCGCCAAAAUGGUUGUCCAAGGGCUUGAUACUACUGGCAAUCAAAUAGGCGAUCCCAUUGUUAACGACAUUUGUACUGUACCUGGAAUAACGUGUCCCGUCACAUCUUUCAGUAUAGUUGAAACAGUUGCAAUAUCUGCUAGUUUAUCUGGAACAUACUCUAUUGUAGUUUCGAUUUUAAGUGAAACGGGUGCUGUUUUGGGCUGUUCCAUGGGUACUGUUACUGGUUAAUUGUUAAAGUUUAUUUCGAAUAAUUUCUUUUUAUUUACUAUUUAUAUUAAAUUCUAAAGAAAAUUUUUCUUGCUAUUUAUUUUUAUUUUAUACUGAAAUGAAAUUUAUUUACUUAUUUAUUCUUGUUAACUUUCUUUUAAUCGUUAACUCACAUAUGAUGUAAUAAAUAAAAU